Molecule: messenger RNA, 258 nt
Organism: Trachymyrmex cornetzi
Lineage: Eukaryota; Metazoa; Arthropoda; Insecta; Hymenoptera; Formicidae
Product: putative gustatory receptor 28b
Exons: 3
Coding region: 1-258 (85 amino acids)
Biological process (GO): male courtship behavior; sensory perception of taste; chemosensory behavior
Cellular component (GO): axon; membrane; neuronal cell body
Source: RefSeq, a predicted model, not a curated record
AUGAAAAAAACGGGCAAUAUAGUGCAUAAUCUUUUAAACUGUGCAAUCGGAAAAGAAACCAAAGCAGAGCUGAAGAAAUUUUCGCUUCAACUGCUGCAUCGCGAAAUACAGUUUACAGCUAACGGAUACUUCACGCUCGAUAAUACUUUUCUUCAUUCGCUAAUUGGCACAGUGGUGACAUAUUUGGUAAUAUUUGUGCAAUUUCAAAUGGUAAGCUCGCCUUCAUCGAUCAGACAACAAUGUAACAAUACAGGGUGA